CAUUUCUCUACACCCCUCCAGAGUCCAACACGCACAUCUUUUACUUUUCCCCUUCCCAAUAUAAACAGCGUAGCACCCCCUCGCUCUUCAGAAGUUAGAAUCACAGAGAGCACGCUACAACGCUCGUAAUCCAGCAAUAUCAGCGUUCUUCCACUUACCAAAACCUCUGAAGUUAACGGAAAAAAAAGAGAGAAAUGAGAGCACAAGCACAAGCACAACAAGUUGUCCUCGCUUUGUUUCUCCUACUCUUUCUUAAUGUUCAGUUCUCCAAUGGGUCUUUUCUGCCACUCGUAGAUCGUCCGGGGGGUAUGUUGGCUGAUUUCUGGGCAGACCCGUUCCGAGUGUUGGAACAUAUCCCAUUUGGGCUCGACAGGGACGACAACGCCGUGGCACUCUCUCCUGCCAGGGUCGACUGGAAGGAGACGCCAGAAGGCCACGUUAUCAUGCUGGACGUGCCCGGGCUGAGGAAGGAGGAGCUAAAGAUCGAAGUGGAGAACCGGGUGCUGAGAGUAAGCGGAGAGAGGAAGAGGGAAGAGGAGAAGAAAGGGGAUCAUUGGCACCGGGUGGAGAGAUCGUAUGGCAAGUUUUGGAGGCAGUUCCGGUUGCCGGAGAACGUGGACUUGGAUUCUGUGAAGCCCAAGUUGGAGAACGGGGUGCUCACUAUGUCAUUGGCCAAGUUGUCCCCCGACAAGAUCAAGGGUCCCAAGGUAGUUAGCAUUGCUGGAGAAGAGGACCAUGAACCUGCUAAGCUCAGGAGCGGUGAGGCUGAGGCCAAGCAGGAGCUCUAAACUUUUUAACAUCUUUUGAGUUACCGCACUAUGUUUGUGGCUUGUGAGUGAAUAAAGGGUUUCACUUGAUCUUGAUCUUUCUUCUUUCUUUCUUUUUUUGUUGUGUUGUUACAGCGUCUGAUGAUCGAUGAAAUCUAUCUCUUCUACUUUCUACUAAAAUUUCCUUAUAUAUCUUUUGAGUUACCGCACUAUGUUUGUGGCUUGUGAGUGAAUAAAGGGUUUCACUUGAUCUUGAUCUUUCUUCUUUCUUUUUUUUUUUGUUGUGUUGUUACAGCGUCUGAUGAUCGAUGAAAUCUAUCUCUUCUACUUUCUACUAAAAUUUCCUUAUAUAUAUAUAUAUAUAUGUGGUUAAUUAGCA
Molecule: messenger RNA, 1146 nt
Organism: Alnus glutinosa
Lineage: Eukaryota; Viridiplantae; Streptophyta; Magnoliopsida; Fagales; Betulaceae
Product: 22.0 kDa class IV heat shock protein-like
Exons: 1
Coding region: 195-788 (197 amino acids)
Biological process (GO): protein folding; response to salt stress; response to heat
Source: RefSeq, a predicted model, not a curated record